Molecule: messenger RNA, 373 nt
Organism: Anneissia japonica
Lineage: Eukaryota; Metazoa; Echinodermata; Crinoidea; Comatulida; Comatulidae
Exons: 3
Coding region: 35-373 (112 amino acids)
Source: RefSeq, a predicted model, not a curated record
CUACUAAUCUAAUUUUUUUACAGAAAUAUACAAAAUGGAUUAUAACAACAAGAACAGACUCAAAGGGCAUUUUCCGUCAAUAAAUGAUACAGGUAAACUAUUUUGGCCAAUGUCUUACCACAAGAACAGGGUAAGAAGAUCAUCGGCCUUCGCAAGUGGACGAUAUUCUAGUUUAGUACCCGCCGUACUAGAAAAACAAGAGCAGAAGACCUUAGAUGCAAGAGAAGAGAAGGAGAGACGCAGAAGGAAGAAACAACGAGCUGCAGAAAGGUCACAGGUAGAUAAACUUCUGAAAGAAAUACAAAUAAUGCAAGAAGAGGAAGUUGUUAUGCCUAUCCAAAAGCACACACCGUAUGAGGUAGGAAGCUGUUAA